AGAGAGAGAGAGAGAGAGAGGCCGAGUCGAUGAUGAUUUCUUGAGGAGAUUUAUCCACUGGGAUUGUUGAGGGCCUAGUGCUGUGGACUGGGGCGGGCUUCUGCAGGUGGAGGCUGCUCGGUUUCAUGGUCGAUGUUGCUGUGGCAGCAUUGUCGUAGCCUCGGGUCGGCUUGGCUUGCCGGCGUUGCGUUGUCUUAAUUUGGUAGCAGGAGUUGGAAGAGAAGGAAGAGAAGAGUGGAGUGAAGAAGCUCGGUGGCUUCUGUCGCGUACCUUCCGAGCCAGUCUGCGAUGCUCCGCGGGCGAGAGCUGCUCGAGUCUGAAUGCCGAUUGUAGCGGGUUGAGGAGUGAAGUGGCCAACCAAUGGCGACCUCCGAUGAGCCGCCUCCGGCAGGCUUAGCGGCAGGCUUGUCACGGGGCCCCUGGUCUCCUCCGACGUUCGAUGUGGUGCGACGCUCGCCCCCGUUCUGGGGCGGCACGCCUGCGCCUGCUGCUGCUCCUGCUCCUCCCCCGUCCUCCAAUUUCCUUGACCUAAAUGCCCCCUUCGAAGAAGAUCCGCAGCCCGCGAGCAGGCCCGACCUCGGAGGCCGAGGCCUGCCAAACUUCGUGGAUCAGCUCGGCUCGGGCCCGUCCGGGGGCCCCGUCGAGGUGAGCUUUCUGCACCCCGCCAAGGGCAACGAUGGCGACGGCCUGCGCUCUUUCCUGGACGCCACCGGCACCGCGAGGAAUAAUCAUGACGCCGACGGUGCCUCGGGCGCUCGAGAUCAAGACCCCGGAUUGGACACGGGUCCGUUCGUCGAUUAUUUGUCGCAGUUUUCCGGAAAGAAAGAAGCCGAUGCGCACGAGGCCGAGCCCCCGAAGCCCGAGACCGAGCGCACCGACUUUCCGGACGAGUUGUUGAGUCUUUCCUCUCUCUACCACAAGAAGCGCGGAGGAGGAGGUGGUGGUGGCGGUGGUGAUUCUGGAGGGCGGCAGCUGGCCGAUGGAGCAGCGUUGUUCCUAGCCUCCGGCAAGGGCCAAGAAGUGCCCGGCGCCGGGUUGCGCCAAGCGGAGCAGCAAAUCCGCCACGCGAAGGAGUCCAGAGCGGGGCUUCUGGGAAAUUUUGGCAGCAAUAGAUUGGAUGAUCUCGAGCAUUUCAGAGAAGUAGAGAAGGUGUCGCACGUCGUAGAAGGACAGCAAGCGGGCCUGUCGAUAGAAGAAAGGUCGUUGUUCCCGAGGAACGCUGUUAAUAGUGAUUCUUUCUUCCAAAUGCCCAACAUUGUCCGCGAGGAGAGGAUGUCGAACAUGGUCAGGGAGGAGCGAGUGCUGCUGCCCAUGAACGUGUCGGCCCGAGAAACUCUGGAUUUGUCCAACAACCUCGCGUUCAAGGAGGAGAAGGCCGCGAUGUCGCGCCACGGCCGUGCGGCCGUGGAGUCUUCCAAGGAGGGCAUGUCGCUCUCGCUCAAGCGCUCGUACGAGGACAUGGACGCCGCCGAGGAGUACAACCGGCGGAGAGAGGAGGAGGUGGUGCAGGCCGCGCUCUAUGGCCGCCAGCCCGAGGGCCGCGAUGUGGAGGAGAACUCGGAUGUGUCGGAGGUGUCGCACCUGAAGAGGAGGCGAGAGCGAGCCGGGGGCGAGGAGCAGAGGUUCCAGCACGACCUAAAGAGGGUCCAAAACGACCAAAGUGCUGCUGCUGCUGCCGCUGCCGCCGACGACAAGAGCAUCGUCUGGCCUCCCGUGGUCAUCAUCGAGAACACGAGGCUCGGGUGGGACGACGAGCGCAAGCAGUGGAAGGGCCUGGGCCACGACGACAUUCGCAAGUCGCUCAAGAACGUGGAGAACCUCGAGUACGCCAAGGUGAAAUGCCUGUUCGACAUGAACGGCCAGAAGAGCAGCGCGCUGGUGAUUUUCCCCAACACCUUCGAGGGCUAUUUCGAGGCCGAAGCCCUCAACGAUCAGCUCGAGCGCAGCGGCAAAGGCCGAGAUCAGUGGAUGCGGGUGCGGCCUCAAGAUCUGUACCCGAGGACCAUGCGCGGAUGGAACACCCCGGACCUCGUCUCCCCCGACGGCAAGCGGAUACUCUACGGCUACCUCGCCAUGCCCGAGGACAUCCAACGAGCUGAUCCUCACAAAAGCAGCCUCAAGUGGUUCGUCGAGAGCUUCAACGAGAAGGUUCGGAAACCGGCCCAGCAACGUCAUCAGGAUAAGAAACUACAGAGAGCUACUUACUUGAAGCUCGAGGAAGAAGCACGACUGCAUAAAGAAAGACUUGAGUCUGACAAGAACGAAGUUCACGAGUUGAUGCUGCAAGUAAAAGAGCGAACGUCGAAGCUUGAAAUAGACAAGGAGCGUGUACAGUUAGAGCAGCAAAUACGUGAUCAAGAUCUACAACGCAGGAGGAUUAGGUAUGAGCAAGAGAAAAGAAGCCGGAAAGAACAAUUUUACCAACGAGAGGAAGAGAUUAGGAAGCGGUUAGAGGAGUAUAAGCAAGCCCUGCAACGUGAAAGGCAACAGAAGGCUGAAGAGGCUGCCACGUAUCGACAUGGGAUUAAUGAGGCUAUCAGGCAGCACGAAGCUAAACUUGCCGAAGAGCGUCAGCUGGAAGCCAUGGAGGAAAUGAAGCUGGAAGCUCAGUUACGAGCGGAGAUGGAGAUGAAGCUUUUUGAGCUGGAGCAGAAAAGACAAGUCAACGAGAAGGAAAUGCAAAGCCGGCAGCAAGAGCAGCUGAAAAAGCUGAAGAUGGAGAGUUUGAAAGAGAAAGAGGAGCUCCUCAAGCAGACAAUUAAUCAGCAAGAGCUUCUCAUGAAAGAAAUGGGGGACGCUGUUAAAGAGACCCAAUCGCUUAAACAGAAGCUUGAAGAAAUUGCAAAGGAGGAAUAUCACGGCUUGGAAUGUGUCGUUUGUCUGGAGGAGUUUGGGCAGGAACCUGAACGCCAGCGGGCCCACUACAAAGACUGCGAUCAUGCAAAUGUUUGCAUCGGUUGUGCGAAGGACAUGUGGAAAUCCAAUAAGCGCAAGUGUCCAUAUUGUAACACCCCUGCAAAGCACAUGCCUGCCAAGCUGCCCCCUAAAAUCUACAUGUAAAACGUUCUCGUCAUUUUGGAUACCAGAUGAGCGGCAUGAGUGCCCCUGAAGCUCGGUGAAGGGAAGUCGAUGCCACCCUUUCUGCCUUUUAUAAAUGAAUCUACCAGUUGUUACUCGAUUUCAAGGGCUAUUCUGUAUGGAUUUGUUGAAGGACGGUUCUCGAACGAAAGGUUCGUGGUUGUAUCGAUCGAUCAACACGAUCGAUCGGUGCCCACAAGGAUUAAUACGAAGGUUCGAGUCAGAAAGACUCGAACUACUUGUGGCCUUUGAGCAGAGCUUCUGCAUGAUAUAUCAAGCAUCCCCUCUAAGAAGAUGCAUCUACUCAACAUUUCCAGAUUGUCAAGAAGGCCACAGCACGCAUCAAGUUUGUCUAGAAGCCAGGCAAACAACAUAAGCAAGGUUGCAUAUUGUUCUGCAUUAUACUGUACGGAAUCCGAAAGACGCAAGAUCGAUUACUCGUGCUGACAGUUACUUCUCAUAACAAUUUGCCAGUUUACUUGGACGGUCGCGGGGACGGGAGGUUGUCAGGUUGCUGGUAACAUAUAUGAAACGUAAAUUACACCAAUUUAUAAUCGGAGCUGCUAGUCACCAUUCAUUUUUCUCUAUUCACCAUUCAUCCCCAAUUUUAAAGAACCCCUGUGUACUUUUUUCGCGUUCCGAUUGGGUUUUCGGUUACCGCUGUUGGGUGGGGUCCGGCGUAAUUUUCUAAGAGUGUAGAGAUUGCGGGAUUUGCUCAAAAUCAACAGUUCGGCCUGGGUGGAAAGUCCUUGACCGAAGGGCAGAAAAGUUUUCUAAUUUACGGUACCUUUGCUUUCUUCUUUACACUUUUCCUUGCAGGCUAUCUGCUCCAAUAGUAGUCGAAAUUGUACAUUCAUUUG
Messenger RNA from Marchantia polymorpha subsp. ruderalis, 3938 nucleotides. NCBI's taxonomy places the organism in Eukaryota, Viridiplantae, Streptophyta, Marchantiopsida, Marchantiales, Marchantiaceae. The record is from the annotation of a GenBank genome assembly.